Molecule: messenger RNA, 1455 nt
Organism: Patiria miniata (bat star)
Lineage: Eukaryota; Metazoa; Echinodermata; Asteroidea; Valvatida; Asterinidae
Product: V-type proton ATPase subunit G-like
Exons: 3
Coding region: 173-523 (116 amino acids)
Biological process (GO): proton transmembrane transport
Cellular component (GO): vacuolar proton-transporting V-type ATPase complex
Molecular function (GO): proton-transporting ATPase activity, rotational mechanism
Source: RefSeq, a predicted model, not a curated record
GUACGCAUAUAGACAGUGAGUCAUUCGAACGAACACACACCGGAUCUUUUGCCAUUGUAUACGGUAAAACAAACGCAACAUAUUAGUCAGUGUGCGUUUAAAACUGUUUUCCAUGCUGAAUUAAUUAUCAUACGAUCUUUGCCAAUUACUAACGGUACUAUUACUAGACAAAAUGGCAGCGCAAACACCCGGUAUCCAGCAGUUGCUUCAAGCCGAAAAGAAGGCCGCAGAAAGAGUCUCCGAGUCGAGAAAAAGGAAAAACAAAAGGUUAAAGCAAGCUAAAGAAGAGGCACAAGAAGAAAUAGAGAAAUACCGACGUCAGCGGGAAGAGAAGUUCCAAGAAACCCAGGCAAAUUACCUGGGAACCAAGGGCGAUCAGGCUAAGGAAGUUGAGGAGCAGACGCGGCGCAAGAUAAGCGAGAUGGACAUUCGUGUCGCGAAGAACAAGGAGCAAGUCCUGUCUCAGCUCUUCGACCUCAUAUUUGACAUCAAGCCCGAGCUUCACCAGAAUGUACGGCUAUAGAGGGAGAGGGAAGUAAUGGAUCGCAUGCAGUCAAACCUGUUCAAAGUGGCCUGGAAUGGUCAAUUGUAUGGUAAAAGUGGAGCCAAAUAAGAUUUUUUUCCCCCCUCCUUACCUCAAUGAUAGUUUAUACAUCAGUUUUCCCAGAAAGAAAAAUUAAGAGGUAUUUUUGUAAAGUUUAUUGACCCAAAUUGGCGUAUUUACAAGUACAUGUAUAUUUUCUGACAAAUGGUCACUUUAAAUCAUUCCUAACGGGUUGACUUUUUUUUUCGCUUACAAGAUGUCCUAGCUCAUGGGCAAUCAAGUCUAAUAUUCCAAACAACCAGACACCACCGUAAUGAGUUGGAUGCUCAUUCUUAUAAGGAAAAUCAGGAAAAAAAAACAUUGACAUCUUGUGUAAAAUGGACACCAAAAAUGUCAAAGUGUAAAGCAUCAUGCUUCUUGCGGAGUCCAAUCAAGGUGUUCAAAUUUAGUAUAUUAGUUCCUUUGCUGUUAAUUGACCCCAUUUUCAUAUGAUUUGUGAUAUAGUAGUAUGACUGUAUGGAUAUGUUAGGCAAUUAAAGUAAGUGUUACCUGAAUAGUUAAGAAUUUAAUGUUUUUAAUGUCAUAUUGUACACUUAAAUACUGCGGAUCAAACACAUUGAACAUUAACGUCAGUUUAAAAAAAAAGGAAAGAAUUUCAUACCUGGACAUCACUGUGCAGCCUCUGAGACUGGUCUGACAAAUUCAGUGUUUUCUCACAGUAAAUGCUUCCAUAUUUGCCCUGCUACAUUUGACUUUUUAGGACAUGCAGGGAACAAAAGUUGGGUCCAUGUAUAGAAUUCGUGCUCCCAAAAAUGGUUUAGAAACCGUGCUUGAAUGUACUAGUAAAGUGAGACCCAAUUAUUAGAUGGAAUUGUAUCUGGCAAAAUAAAUAAAUGAAUGACUGCUGCUAA